This is a messenger RNA of Cantharellus anzutake, 1317 nucleotides long. RefSeq lists its product as uncharacterized. Bases 1 to 1317 code for a protein of 438 amino acids. The transcript has 5 exons. NCBI's taxonomy places the organism in Eukaryota, Fungi, Basidiomycota, Agaricomycetes, Cantharellales, Hydnaceae. The record is from RefSeq and is a predicted model, not a curated record.
AUGGCUCCCAAGAGAAAACCCUCGUCUCAACAUCCCACCUUUGCGCCAUCUUCUGGUGACUCGCAGUCAUCACAACCCUUGACUUCCUCACUUCCCCAGAUUCAUUUCACAAGAGUUUGGACAGACCAAAUCCAUGAUGAAACCAGCUAUGUUCAACAUGAUAGAUCGGGAGGUCCCAAUCUCCAGCCUACCGGGGUCCCAUCUAUGUUGCGUUCCCCCAGCAGAUCCCGAGAUUCGAAACGACAGAUGUCUCCAGGGCACCAUUUAAUGAGCGACCCUAGAGGAAAUCCUCAUUCCAACCUAUUGGACUCACCAAAUCCCCCAGGGUCUAUGCCAACCACACCCGAUCUUUCAGCCCUUGGUGGUUGGGAGCUGCCGCUAUUCUGCCCUUGGCGGAGUGUUGACAACCUGCACUCGACGCCCAUAACAUAUCCCAUUCAUGGCCCCAAUGCAAUCCUCAACACACAGAGAGAGCACCCAGGUAUGGACAUUGUUGCACCUCCCCCAGAACCAGCGUCUUCGUCAUCAGCCAUCCCAGAUGGUGAUCAAAAGAAAACAGUUCUCAGCGCCACAAAGCUCCUACUCCAAACCGCAUCCUCUGCUCUCAAGAUAUCUCCUAUUCCAUAUGUCAGCCAAAUCCUGGACCUCCUUCUGGCAUUGCUCCAAGCUUAUGAGCCACUUGAACUGUAUGCCGGUCAAACUGUCCCUCCCGAAUUAAUUGCUCCACUCAAAAAAUUUCACGGUGCAUUGGAAGAACAGAUCAACCAUAUUGAAUUCCUCAAGCAUCAAGGGCUCUUCAAGAGAAUGGUGAUGGCAUCAAAUAUCGCCAACGAUAUAAGCAACGUGAAGGCAUGCAUCAAUAAGGCUAUUACUUUGAUGGAGGCAUCGAUUUUAACCCUGAUGCAGACAAUUCAAGCAUCGAUGGAAUUGGAGCUAUCAAAACUCAAGCGAGCACCUGCCGAACACACUUACAUGAAGAGCAAGUCUGAAUGCCUCCCAACUGUCAUGGCCAUGCAUUCUGGCCCGUUAGCCACCCAUCCCAAUGCCACCCGAGCCCAUUCCUGCUAUGCGAGUGUGAGCGCGAGCCCUGACCUCAGCCCUAUCCUCCCUGAGGACUCCCUGCUCACUCCCCUGCUUGCCCCUAGGCUCCCCUGCACCUGGCUGACUCCCCCACAGCCACACCAACCUUCCCACCCCAAGUCCGCCCCCAGCACCGUGCCCAGUGUGACUCCUCUACCCCGCCCACUUGGCCCCUACAGGGCUGCUACCAUUCCCGCGCCCGACUCCGGCCCAACUCCGAGUCCAGUGCCGCUAUGA